Molecule: messenger RNA, 1476 nt
Organism: Truncatella angustata
Lineage: Eukaryota; Fungi; Ascomycota; Sordariomycetes; Amphisphaeriales; Sporocadaceae
Product: kinase-like domain-containing protein
Exons: 1
Coding region: 290-1120 (276 amino acids)
Source: RefSeq, a predicted model, not a curated record
CAGAUGAUCGCGCCAACUCCGCGCCGCAAUGCGCAUUCACUACAAAUCAGUGUCCUCGUUCCAAAAGGUAAUACCUGUGUAUCACCGAUAUCUCCAUUUUGUCUUCUCGUCGCAUCACUCCAACGCGUAUCCGAUUUCUUAAUUCACUACGGUUAGGAUUGCCACAGUGGCCACUCGUGCCGUACGCUAAUUGGCACACGUUAGCCAUCAGCUUUCCUGAUGUAUAGUGCAAUCCUUCGUGCCAACGACCCCUUGGAAAAUAGUUCUGGAACCUGCACUCUAUCAUAAUAUGCCAUCAAAAACCGAAUCCAUUCAACCUGGACCGCUAGUCCGAGCAUUAAUAAUCAUCCUCGUGAAGGCACAAAACCAAAAAUACCUUCAACGAGUAUGGAAGCUCUUGCCUGGUCUUACGUCGGUAUAUAACCUAUACAUCAAAGUCAAACCAUUCGACAACAUGGCUGAGGCCUACGCCAUGCAAUUUGUUGCACAACGCACAUCAAUUCCAGUGCCAAAGAUCCAUUACGCUUUCAUCCACAAGGGCGAAACUUAUAUCGUUAUGAACAGGAUCGAGGGGCAAAUGGUGUGGCACAGGUGGCAUAGCCGUUCAGAAGAAUCGAAGCAACGGAUUCGUGAACAGCUUCGAGCGAUGGUGGCCGAUCUUCGCUCAAUUCCUCCCCCCGCGGGCACAGGAGUUGCUAGCAUGAAUGGAGGCCCCUUCUGCGACUGCCGCCGGCCCUCAAAGCUACUCUGGGGUCCGUAUCCCACGACCCGCGCCUUUCAUGAAGCGCUUGCAAACAAUGCAAACAUAGACGUAGAGUAUGAGAACUUACCUCUUGAGGUAUCGGAGCUCUUUCACUUUUAUCAAAAAUCGAGCAACAAAUUGGUUUUUUCGCAUAAUGAUCUCAGCAGUCUAAACAUAUUAACUCGAGGUGAUAGGGUGGUUGGCAUUGUCGAUUGGGAAACAGCAGGAUGGUUCCCGCCGUAUUGGGAGUAUACAUGUGCCAAGUACGUGAAUCCUAAGAAUGAUUUCUGGGCAGAAGAGGUAGACCAUUUCAUAACGCCUCUGCCGUAUGAGCUUAAGAUGGAAAGCAUCAGACGUGAAUACUUUGGCUCUUAUUAAGUACUGUUACGAAAUGCGUGCUAAGACCUGUAAAUGCUUAGUACAUUUGGUAAUGUGCCUGCUUUUGGCCUGAGACGAAAAGUACUAUUACGAAAUGCGUGCUAGGAUUUGCAAAGGCUUAUGCCUGCUUUCGUCCUGGGACGAAUAGUACUGUUAUGAAGAGUGCCAGCACGGAAUCCGUGACGGUACGUGCCAGCGCCCAGUACGUUCUGUAUCAUUCCGGCGUGCCAAGGUACGUACUACUGUCUAGUAUGCGAGAUCGUCCUCGGCGAAAUAGAACUUGGUCGAUUAUAGCCUCGCAGUUUGUGCCUUCCAGGUCCAUAUUUUGUUCAUGUAUGUAUGACGUUAAAAAGCCA